UACGCCGCUGCUGCACCGACUGAAAGUUUUACUUAUGCGUGGGCAUUGGGGUGCGUUGAGUUGCCCGAUGGACGUCCUGUGGUCGGGGUGAUAAAUAUUGGCCCGGGUUCAGUCACCUAUUCGGAGUUCAGUGUUCGUAUCGCGGCGCAUGAGAUCGCGCACACACUUGGGUUUGAGGUGGAAGUUUUUGAGGCCAGGAAUAUGACACGGACGAUACCUGAGGUUCGUGGAAAAGAAAACGUGCUUGUGGUGUCUUCACCCAAGACGCUGGAAAAGACUCGUGCGCACUUCAACUGCACAAGUGCCCCUGGAAUGGAGCUGGAGGAUGAGGGUGGGGGCACAACGCCAUCAUCGCAUUGGAAGAGACGCAACGCAAAGGACGAGCUGAUGGCUGGACUUCCCGGUGCCGGCUACUACACGGCGCUGACGAUGGCUGCUUUUGAGGACAUGGGCUUUUACAGGGCGCAGUGGAACAUGGCGGAACAGAUGCCAUGGGGCAGCAACUCCGGCUGCGAACUGCUGACGGAGAAGUGCCUGACUAAUGGCACCACCCGGUACCCGGAAAUGUUUUGCGGAGCCAGAAGAGAACUUAUGAAAUGCACAUCGGAUCGUUUGGCACUGGGGAUCUGUAAGAUUACUACCUACCCAGACCCCCUUCCCUCACAGUUUCAGUACUUCACGGAUCCCAGACGCGGCGGGCUCCUUGACGACCUAAUGGACUACUGCCCCUUCAUUAGAGAAUAUGAAGACACGCAGUGCUUCGAUGGUGAUGUACGUGUUAUGCGUGGAUGCCGCAUUGGCCCAAGCUCAAGGUGCUUAAAAUCGGAUGGGCUGCGUGAUUCUGUUGGUCUCAUUGGGGACGUCUGUGCUGAGGUGGCGUGCGACGACGACGGCGACGUGCUUGUGCGGUAUCUUGGGAAUGACGCCUGGCAUUUAUGCCCAGAGGGCAGCAGUAUCACACCAACUGGGCCGGUGUUCGUGGGCGGGAACAUUGUGUGCCCGAGUCGCAUUGAAGUGUGCUAUAUCCACUAG
This is a messenger RNA of Trypanosoma rangeli, 1032 nucleotides long. Its product is annotated as surface protease GP63. Gene Ontology annotation, cellular component: cytoplasm; membrane. Gene Ontology annotation, molecular function: metalloendopeptidase activity. NCBI's taxonomy places the organism in Eukaryota, Euglenozoa, Kinetoplastea, Trypanosomatida, Trypanosomatidae. The record is from RefSeq and is a predicted model, not a curated record. The transcript has a single exon. Gene Ontology annotation, biological process: proteolysis; cell adhesion. The annotation marks the transcript as partial.